ACAGUAUAUACAAGAGGUCAAGGUGAACAUGGCUGACAUUACUCUCUCAAUCAAAAUAUAGAAUAUAUAAUCUUAAAUUUCCAUCAUAAAUUGAAGUGAUAACUCUUAUAGCCAAUGAAUUAAACAUAAAUAUUAUACAAAAAAUAACGAAAAUGUCAAAGUGUAUUGACCAUGUAUGUACUUCACAAAAUAAUGGUGAUUACUCUGCGACUAAAGAGAAUGUAAAUCAAGUUCCCAGUCUUCAAAAAUCAGCUUUAAAAUAUAUUUUAAAUAAUGUGGAAAAUAUUAUUGGUCACCGGAUGACAUUUCUUCCUUGGAAUGUAGCAGAACUAAUAUUGGAAGGAAUCGAUCAUGAAAUUGACGGAAUUCAAGAAAAGUAUUUAACAUACUUUACUUCUGACAGCUCUUGCUUGAGGACAGGUCAUCGAAUAGAUGUUUUGGAGGCAGUGAACAUUCACUUGUUUUGCGUUGAAGAAUGGCUAUGCUACGUAGAUAAUAUUCAUUUAAAGCACUUAAACAUUUCCAAAUGCCUACUCAACGUUAGCUCGACUGCUUUUAAUAAUCAAAAUUUAAAGUUUGUAGUAGAUCAGUUACCCUUACUCCAAGGAUUGAACUUAUCGGAAACAAAAGUAACUGAUUUAGAAACUUUGAAUAAAUUACGGGAAUUAAAAAUUUUCAUGUUCAAAGAUAAUGAUACAAAUUCAUAUAAACAUUUGAAAGAUGUUAUGAAUUUAAAAAUGAUUGAUUUAUCUUCUGAAUUAUGGACAGAACCUCAGAAAAAGUCCCUAACGGAUUUGUUACAAAUUGCUAAAUGGCCAGAUAUACGCUAUCUCGAUAUUUCUGGUAAUAUGGAAUGUAAUGAGAAUAUAUUGAGAAAUUUUCUCAAAGCUCAUAAAAAGUUAACUUUUCUUGGAAUCUUUAAGACAAACUGUGAAAGCCUCACGAUUUUUGAUCCAAAACACAAAGAACAUUUUUUUGGUUUAAAGACUUUGACUGAUUUAAUGAAUCACUGGAAACCAACACGAUACAAAAAUAGUGAAAAACUAAAUAUCCACAUGGGCGGUUUGGCUUGUCUUUAUAAUCUUACAAAAGAUGAACCGUCAUUAUUGCCAUUGGGUUUAAUAUCUGUAAUUGUUAAUUGCUGUCUGGACGCUGUGGAAUGCGGCGUUCAUCAAGAGCAACUUGUUAAAAACGGUCUAAUGAUUUUAUGCUCUGAUUACAUUUUAAAUAACGUUUUAACAACAAAGCAAACUGCCAAAUUAUGUAAAAACUCAGAAUAUAUUACAAAAAUGAUUGCUUUAGUAAAAUCUAAAGUAGAGCCAUAUUUAAAUGUGGACUAUGUUUUACGAUUUACAUUGAGUGCUCUUUGGAAUAUUACUGAUGAAUGCUUACAAACUUGUAGAACAUUUAUCAAAAAAGGCGGUCUUGAUGUUUUUAAACAGGCUUUAGAGAAAGUAGAUUCACUAUCCGUUGAUGACCCCUUUGUCAGCACCGAAACAAAACUUUUUGGAUUGUUGAACAAUAUAGCCGAAAUUCCUGAACUAAGAAUACACUUGUUAAUUGAUGAAGAUUUGAUGAAUGCAAUAAUUCAAAGACUCAAAAAGUCGAAUAUUGUCUCAAUUGCCUAUUUCGCAGCCGGGAUACUUGCAAAUAUAAUUAUCGGACACGAUUUUUCAGGAAAUGAAAAGUUUACGACAUUAGUGUUUGUGAAAAAAAGAUCUGAAUAUGCUAAACUCCUUGCAGAGUCUGUUGAAUCAUGGCCGGAACAAGAAACCGAAGUCGUUGCUUAUAGAUCGUUCAAACCAUUUAUACCUCUUCUCCGAAAUUCUGAAUUUUAUGGAGUACAGUUGUGGGCUUUAUGGGCAAUAGAACACGUUUGCAAGUUGAACAGUUAG
This is a messenger RNA of Dimorphilus gyrociliatus, 1895 nucleotides long. NCBI's taxonomy places the organism in Eukaryota, Metazoa, Annelida, Polychaeta, Dinophilidae. The record is from the annotation of a GenBank genome assembly.